UCUCUCACAGGGAACUCUCUUCCAGGGCUGAGUCUGGGCACCAGGACCCGCGUGCAGGCAGGGACCCUCCCCAAACCCACCCUCUGGGCUGAGCCAGCCCCUGUGAUCACCUGGAGGAGCCCUGGUACCAUCUGGUGUCAGGGGACCCUGGAUGCCAAGGAGUACCGUCUGGAUAAAGAGGGAAGAUCAGAGCCCUGGGACAGACAGACACCACUGGAGCCUGGGAACAAGGCCAAGUUCAACAUCCCACACAUGACAGAGCUCUAUGCAGGGCGAUAUCACUGUUACUAUUACAGCCCUGCUGGGUGGUCAGAGCCCAGUGACGCCCUGGAGCUGGUGGUGACAGGAUUCUAUGCUAGUAAACCCACCCUGUCAGCCCUGCCAAGCCCUGUGGUGACCCCAGGAGGAAACGUGACACUGCAGUGUGUCUCACAGGAGGGAUUUGGCAGGUUCAUUCUGAUCAAGGAAGGACAGAAGCUCUCCUGGACCCGGGACUCACAGCGAACCUCCUCUGGGCAGUUCCAGGCCCUGUUCCCUGUGGGCCCUGCGACCCCCAGCCACAGGUGGACGUUCAGAUGCUAUGGCUGGUACAGGAACAACCCACAGAUAUGGUCAGUUCCCAGUGACCCCGUGGAGGUACUGGUCUCAGGUGUGUCUAGGAAGCCCUCCCUGCUCAGCCUGCAGGGCCCUGUCCUGGCCCCU
Molecule: messenger RNA, 702 nt
Organism: Microcebus murinus (gray mouse lemur)
Lineage: Eukaryota; Metazoa; Chordata; Mammalia; Primates; Cheirogaleidae
Source: RefSeq, a predicted model, not a curated record